Phytophthora infestans T30-4 is the source of this 1923-nucleotide messenger RNA. RefSeq lists its product as uncharacterized. Bases 1 to 1923 code for a protein of 640 amino acids. Gene Ontology annotation, molecular function: nucleic acid binding; 3-dehydroquinate dehydratase activity; zinc ion binding. Lineage: Eukaryota; Oomycota; Peronosporomycetes; Peronosporales; Peronosporaceae. The record is from RefSeq and is a predicted model, not a curated record. The transcript has 9 exons.
AUGCGAAGGAUCGUGCAGGCUCUGACUGGCGCUGGUGGGCGCCUCGGCGUAUUCCCGUCGCCUUCGUUGCAGCUACAACCUCGCACAUGGCGUUGUCUGUCUUCCGCAGCUGCGAAACCGCAGUCCAAUCCGUUCGAGAUCGACCUGAACGCCCUCGACCGUCGAGUCGACGCGGUCGCGUCGACCACCAAGCAGCUGACGCUGGACGAUGCCACGCGCGCAGCGGCCUCGCACCAAGCGGAGGCACAGCAUGAUAUCGAUCUUCUGCAUAAUGAGAUGUCGACAAUAUUCGGGGAAGAGGUGGCAGAGUACGGGGGCGACACUUCGUCGUCCAGUGUAGAGGAAAGUGCUGCUGCUUUCAACAGAAGGACGCCCACCCGAGAGCAAGAAAAGGAGAGAAAGGACCGGGUGCUGCAGCCUCCAGUAACGAGAGCUGCUCAGGACCCCAAAGUGAUGGAGGAAACCUCGCGUACAGAAGGUAUUGUGAGCUCGAAAGAUGGCGCACUGGUAAAUGUGCUGCUAUUGCAAGGCCCGUGCAGCUUCGUGCGGGGAGUUUGGACUGGUGGGAAUAUUGGAAGAAAAGAGCUGCAUCGUCAGAUUCAAGCUCAGGCUGACGACCUGAAAAUUGUGAUCAAGGAUCGUGACUACUACUCUGAGAAAAUCAUUCUGCAGACACUACUCGAAGCACGGGAAGAUCAAACUAUCGUGCUGUGCUGGAACACUCCUACCGGUACCUGUCUUCACCGGUAUACCGACGGUCAAUCUCGAUUGCUUCAAGCCUUUCAAAGAGGGAGCAUGCGAAGGAUCGUGCAGGCUCUGACUGGCGCUGGUGGGCGCCUCGGCGUAUUCCCGUCGCCUUCGUUGCAGCUACAACCUCGCACAUGGCGUUGUCUGUCUUCCGCAGCUGCGAAACCGCAGUCCAAUCCGUUCGAGAUCGACCUGAACGCCCUCGACCGUCGAGUCGACGCGGUCGCGUCGACCACCAAGCAGCUGACGCUGGACGAUGCCACGCGCGCAGCGGCCUCGCACCAAGCGGAGGCACAGCAUGAUAUCGAUCUUCUGCAUAAUGAGAUGUCGACAAUAUUCGGGGAAGAGGUGGCAGAGUACGGGGGCGACACUUCGUCGUCCAGUGUAGAGGAAAGUGCUGCUGCUUUCAACAGAAGGACGCCCACCCGAGAGCAAGAAAAGGAGAGAAAGGACCGGGUGCUGCAGCCUCCAGUAACGAGAGCUGCUCAGGACCCCAAAGUGAUGGAGGAAACCUCGCGUACAGAAGGUAUUGUGAGCUCGAAAGAUGGCGCACUGGUAAAUGUGCUGCUAUUGCAAGGCCCGUGCAGCUUCGUGCGGGGAGUUUGGACUGGUGGGAAUAUUGGAAGAAAAGAGCUGCAUCGUCAGAUUCAAGCUCAGGCUGACGACCUGAAAAUUGUGAUCAAGGAUCGUGACUACUACUCUGAGAAAAUCAUUCUGCAGACACUACUUGAAGCACGGGAAGAUCAAACUAUCGUGCUGUGCUGGAACAUCAGCCUAAGCAAGUCGCCGCUGGUGGUUCAUGCGCUGGAGCUGAUUCAGUCCCGCGUCAUUAUCGUGAGUCCGAGCAAUGUGGAGCAUGGGCCAUUGCCAGCGAAUGUUGUUGGUGUGCUGUCAGGCUUCUGGAAUCAGUCCAUUUCACUGGCUUUAGGCGUUGCUGCCAAACUUUUGAAGUCUGGGCUGGAAAAACCGAGGCAGAAUGAACUUUCGACCGGCAAAACUGUACAGGCCUCCUCUGCUAUCGCAAGCUCAAAGAAAGGUGUUUCUAAGAAGAAGGCCCUCACGUGUUACUUGUGUGGGAAGGAAGGCCAUAUUCGAAGUAAGUGCCCCGACUUGCCUAGAAAUAAGACGCACGAUGUCGACGAGGAGAUCGGAAGAGAACAAGAACAAAUGUCUUGA